GUAAAGUAAACCGCCAAACAUGAAUUCUUCAAUAUUCAACCAAAAAGUAGAAGCCUCACAAAAUCCCUCUCAGAAGAUGGAAAUAGCCUCCAGGAAUGUAGACAGAUCUUUAAUGCAAGACAACAAUGCUCCAAGGCUGAUAGAUCUCAUGCAUGUAAGUCCCCAGAGUGGAUCAACUGUCUCAGGACUCACGGAUCAUGAUUAUCCUACUCUAGCUGCCAUUCCAUCAGCGAUGAACAGUAUGACUCAAAUCAAGUGUGUCAGUAAUAUUCCUUUGCCUACUGAAAUUGUGGACCACUUUACCCAUGUCCAAUGCCAUUGUAUGAUGGGCCUAUUUUCAGAAAUAGGUAGGGCUUGGCUCACAGUAGACAGUGAUAUUUAUGUGUGGACUUAUGAAGAAAACACUGAUUUGGCAUAUUUUGAUGGAAUCAAUGAGACAAUUUUAUGUGUUGGCUUAGUGAAACCCAAGCCAGGCGUUUUUCAUGCAUUCAUCAAGCAUUUGCUCAUUUUGGCCACUUCUGUUGACAUAGUAGUUCUAGGUGUUACUUUUACUGAUAAACCAGGUGAAAAUUCAGAUGAGAUUCAGUUGAUACCUGAUCCUGUUUUUACUAUUCCCACUGAUGGAUCUACUAUAUCUGUUGUGACUGGGGCUGAAGAUGGAAGAAUAUUUUUUGGCACAAAAGAGGGAUCUUUAUUUGAAAUUUGUUACCAGGCUGAAAGUGGUUGGUUUGGUAAAAGAUGUAAAAAAGUAAAUCUAUCAACUAGCACCCUCUCAUUCCUAGUGCCAUCAUUUCUGAAUGCUGCUCUGAAUGAAGAUGAUGGAAUCACCCAAAUCACCAUUGAUGAUAGCAGACACAUUCUGUACACAUUAACAGAAAAAGGGACUAUAGAAGUUUGUGAUUUGGGAGAAAAAGGAAAUUCCUUUUCUAGAAUAGCAAAGAUGAGUCAAAACACAUUGGUGAACCAAGCAAUGAACACUGUCAAAACACUGGACAGCCAGAAUUUUAGGCCAAUAGUGAGCAUAUCAGCAUUGGAGUCUAGUGAAUCUGUGAAUCUCAACCUAGUAGCAGUUUCACAAACUGGAGUACGCUUUUACCUUUCUGUAGUCAGUCUUACCAACUUUCAGCCAAACCAGAGACCCUACACUCUGACCCUGGUACAUGUGAGAUUACCCCCAGGAUAUUCUGCAAAUAUUGUAGUGAGACCUAGGGCAGUCCAUGUCUCACAUUACAGAGACAGAAAUUUGGUGUUGAUUUCUACUGUGAAUGAAAAAGAUGUGCUGUGGUGUAUGAGUUCAGAUUUGUUUCCAUUCAGCCAGACCCUGAUGGAGGCCUACACUUAUGUCAACUUGGAUGGACCUGCUCUGGCAAUAGCUGAGAUACGCCAAGACACGUCUCUGUAUGCGAGUGCCGGGCAAGAAUUGCCUCCCGCUUUAGUGCGCCAACACGCCGAGCUGCCCAAAAAGUACGUGGUGCUCACCUCGCAUGGCGUACAGAUUUUCGUGAAAUUGCGUCCGGUCGAUUUGCUCAGGCAGAUUCUCAAGGACAGCCACGGUCAGGACACGGAGGCCCUCAAGGCUUUUUUCGCCGUGCAGAAGGAGGAACAGGCUUGUGCCACCAGCCUCAUUCUGGCAUCGUCUGGAUCAGAGGAGGAAGAAGUUUCGGAGCGGGCAACCAGGGUGUUUUUCCUGUUCGGAGGGGAGCCCAGAGUAGCGCCUAUUGCACCAGCAAAUAUUUUCGGUAGCACCACCAUGUUUUCCCCCAACAUCAUCUCUACGCCGAUGCCGCCCCAAUACCAGUCCCCUCAGCAGCAGCAUCAGUUGUCGCAGACUUUCGGCUCUCCGGCGACCGCCGUCGGGACGCCCAACGCCGCCUUCGACCCGCCCUGUCCGUUCCUCUUCUCUGCCAAGCACAACGGCCUCUACCUCUAUCUGGGCAGGAUCCUGCGGCCGGUGUGGUAUCGGCGGUGCUUGGACGCCGUCUGUCUGGACGGGAAGACCGUCACUCAUCACAGCACCCUGACCAGCGACGAGUGCGUCCAAGUGUUGACCACCCUGACUGCCCUGCACAAUUUCCUGUCGCGCAACACGCAAUUGUCUGCCGUGGGCGUGGCCGGACCUGUACUUACGCACAACUCCUCCCUCCACAACAACUCCAUGAAUGUAUCCAGGACCGCACAACAGACCGUGCAGGACGCCCAGCUGGAAGAGCGCCAAUCGCUCAACGCCCUCAAGGUGUUUGUGUGCCACUGUUGCCAGAUUUUAGGCCUCUGGCGUAUCCUGUGCGAGCACCAGUUCCAUUCUCUCAUCGCGGUCCUGCCCGAGAACGAGCAGAAAAUCCUCCAGAACACCAUUUUCAAGGAUCUCUUUUUGUACAGGCAAGACAUUUGCUCGCUGCUCAUCACGACCCUCGUCGAAAGUUACCUCGGCGAUAACGCGUCGGUGGAUUCCAUCAGCAAUAAACUGAGAGAAGUUUGCCCCCAUCUGUAUAAGACUGAAGAUGCCGCUUUCUCCAAGGCAAAUGAAAUUCUGAAGGUCACCCGUUCGAUUCAGAACAUUGACGAAAAAGAGGAAAUGCUCCAUUCCGCCUUGCAAAUUUGCAAAUCUAUUUCGCCGAAUAUAAAUAUAUCUGAUGUUUGUAGAGAAUUUACAGCCUUGAAAGCGUACAGGGCAGUUAUCGAAUUGUGCUCUCACUAUGGAAAGCAAAUCGAUCCCGAUCGGAUAGCGGAAAGCUAUUAUAAUGCCGAAGACAAUACAGGGGAUCAGGAGGGUUUCAAUUUUUACCAAAGGAGGAUCGAAGUUUAUAAACAAAUUCUGAACAUGCUAGAAUGCCUAUAUAAUGAAGAACAAACCCAAAGCCCAAUAACAAAUAUCAAUGGCGAUCGCACCCUUUCUAUCAACCAAUCGUUUGUGUUGGAUGGUUUCGAUCAUUCCCAAAUCGGAUCGGUGAUGAGGAAGGUGAUAGGCGAAAUUCUGGAAACGCCCGACGAAAUUAUGCAUGUGGCUCUGUACGAAUGGCUGGUUUCUAGAAAUAUGACUGGUGACCUCAUCAAAAUCCACAAUUCCUCUCUGGAGACAUACUUGAAGCGCACUUCUGUGCAGAACCCGGACAAUGUUGCCGUCAUGGACCUUAUGUGGAAAUACUACGAGAGCAACAAUAACCAUGCGGCCGCCGCCAAAAUAUUGAAUAAUCUAGCCUCCAAAACAGGCAAUUCUGUGAUGUUGAGGGACAGAUUGUCUUACUUGGCCAGAGCCAUAAUGUGCAUGAGAAGCGACAAAGUCGGCUAUGCUCCCUAUCUGGGCGUCUUCCUCAGAGAUCUCGAGGACAAAAUGGAGGUGGCCAAAGUGCAGGAACAAAUCUUGGAGGCGGUGACGAAUUUGCAAGGGCAAAUACAGAAUGCCCAGGAGGCCAUCACCGCCCUCAAUUCCGGAUUAUAUGAAAUUUCACAACUCUAUGAAAACUUUGCUGAACCUUUCAAACUGCUGGAAUGCCAAUUGGCUAUAAUCGAAUGUGCCGGAUAUACGGAUCAGAUUCUGAUCGAGUCUAUCUGGCAGCAAAUUUUGAUGGAUGAGCUGAGGAAAACGUCUGGAUCUGGAACGGACAAGAUCAGCCAAUUGCUCACCAAAGUCAAGUUGUUGGCUAAGCAGUAUUCCCAAUCGACAAAUUGUUUUCCUUUGAAUUACAUCAUUUACGAGCUGGAAAUAGUGAAUGCCAGGUUGAAAGGUGACAAACCUCUGGUUCCCACGGCACUGGUUUCCAUGAAUUUGCCAUUCGAAACGCUAAUAAACGUCUAUAACAAUUUGAAUACUAUUUCUCUCAACGAUCAUCUUUGGCAAAUAGAAGACAACGAAUUUCAUCUUACCGAGGCCACAGCUGCUUUAAUCGACUGUUUUUUGGAUAGCCAGAAUAAUUUCAACAGUAUAGAAAAGAGAAAAAUCACCUCCCUAUGCCAAGACACAGUUGUAGCCUUAUUAUCAAACUUGUACAGUAAACCAAAUUCUGACCUUCUGGUCAAUAGGUUAAGAAAUAUACAAGCUAAACUUUCAAGGAUUUAAAUUGUUGAAUUUUUUACUACUCUUACUAUUCAAUUAUACUUUUAUUUUAUGCAUAAAAUCAAGUAUAUU
Messenger RNA from Phaedon cochleariae (mustard beetle), 4123 nucleotides. The record is from the annotation of a GenBank genome assembly. NCBI's taxonomy places the organism in Eukaryota, Metazoa, Arthropoda, Insecta, Coleoptera, Chrysomelidae.